AGUACUUCAGACAUAUUUUCAGAACUCAAGAACUCAAAUAUCAUGGCGUCCAACCCUAAAACUGCGAAGAGGUUGGGAUCUGUGAUCAAAUUAAAGCCAGAAAUGUAUCAAAAAUACAAAGACCUUCAUGCGGCAGUAUGGCCUGAGAUCUUGAAAAGGAUAUAUGAUAGUAAUAUAAGGAACUACACUAUUUACUAUGACAAACAUCAUCACUUGUUGUUCUCUCACAUGGAGUAUAUUGGGGAUGACUUGGAAAAGGACAUGGCUGCUAUAGGAAAUGAUCCUUUGACAAAGAAAUGGUGGAAAGUGUGUGAGCCUUGUCAAGAGUCUUUAGAGUGGACAGGGCCACCACCCAGUGAGGGGGGCGAGGGGGGCAACUGGUGGGCGCCAAUUGAGGAAGUGUUCCAUGACGGCCAUCCUGCUACACAUUAUCAUUAAACUACUCAGAUUAUUCCAGGAUAACUGAAGACUAUAAGAAAUGAUUUCUAGUCAAAUCAGUCACCUAGUCAGUUAGUCAAUGGUCUAGUCACUCAGUGAGUCAGUCUAUUAGUCAGUCAGUCAGUCACAAAGCUAGUGAGUGAGUCAGUCAGUCACUCAGUUAGUCAUUUAGCUAAGUAUGGAGUUAAUGAAAUAGUCAGUCUGUUAGUCAGUCUGUUAAUCAGUCAGUAAGUGAGUCAUUCAGUCAGUAAGUGAGUCAUUCAGUCAGGUACUAGCGGUAGGUCGGUCAAAAUGUCAGAGAGUCAGUCAGACCAUCCUGCCACGUAAACCAAGAACAAGCCAAGAACUAAGAGAAGUCAUAAUCAAAAGUAGCAUAACAACCACAAAUUAUUUUUUACUUAAGCCUAAUAUACUAAAUAUUGAAAGAAGGUAUUAUGCUAGCUUGCUAUAAAAGCGGUUAGUUGUGAUGUUAAACAUUAAUAUAAGCUUUAUAAAAAAGAGAUUCCUUUAAAAGAGCAAUUAAUGGUGUUAAUAAACCUACUUGUAGUGAU
Molecule: messenger RNA, 989 nt
Organism: Stylophora pistillata
Lineage: Eukaryota; Metazoa; Cnidaria; Anthozoa; Scleractinia; Pocilloporidae
Molecular function (GO): racemase and epimerase activity, acting on carbohydrates and derivatives
Source: RefSeq, a predicted model, not a curated record